UAAUUUAGUUUAUUUAGUAGAUAUAGGUAUUCUCAAAAUAUUUAGCAUAUUUUUAUAGAACUGCCAAUACUGACAUCAUAAUACCGCGACAGCACAAGAGUCAACUCUGUAGCUCCAAGCACACCAACAUACUGUGUGCACUUACAGUGCAUCCGAGAAAGUAUUCACAGUGCUUCACUUUUUCCACAUUUUGUUACGUUAGAGCCUUAUUCCAAAUUGUAUUAAGUUAAUUCAAGGAUUCAAGGAGAUUUUGUUCGCAUCACAUGUGGUACAUGAGGUGGAACGAAAUUGUGACUUACAGCUUCCGGAAAGAAGCUGUUUCUGAGUCUGGUUGUUUUGCACUUAAUGCUCUGCAGCCUCCGGUCUGAGGGGAGCGGGACAAAAAGUGCGUGUGCUUGGUGGGUGGGCUCCUUCCUGAUGCAGGUGGCCCUUUUCCUGCAUCUGGAGGUGUAGAUGUCUGUGGUGCUGGGAGGCUAACUCCAACAAUCCUCUGUGCAGCCUUCACCACCCUCUGCAGUGCUUUCCUGUCUGCAGCAGAGCAGCUUCCAUGCCACACGUUGAUGCUGGAGCACACGACUCUCUCCACCACACAUCUGUAGAAGGAGGUGAGGACUACGCUCCCGAGUCCAGCUCGUCUCAGCCUCCUGAGGAAGUAGAGCCUCUGAUGUGCCUUUCUGAUGUGCACACCCAAGUACCUGUAACUGUCGACAACUUCCACCGCAGAUCCUCCAAUGUGCAGGGGGAGGUGGGCAUGCUUGCCCCUUCUGAAGUCCACAAUAAUCUCCUUCGUCUUCUUUACAUUGAUGCAGAGGUUGUUUUUUCUGCACCAAUGCUCCAGGUGUUCCACCUCCUGCCUGUAGCUGGACUCAUCUCUGUUCGUGAUGCAUCCAACCACUGCCGUGUCGUCCGCAAACUUCACAAUAUGACAGCCUGGAUGGAGAGAAAUUAAAAUAUUCCAGGGAUUUCCAGGAAUUUCUCCUAAAAUUCAUCAACACAACAAAAAGGAUAUUGAAAUUGCAGAAAUUGUUUGAUACGUUUAACAAAUAAACAAAGCAAAGUCCCGACAUGGAGAAACAUCACCAGCGCAUUCACACAGGAGAGAAACCAUAUCACUGCUCAGACUGUGGCAAGAGUUUUACUAAACAGAGUCAUCUCAAACAGCAUCAGCACAUUCACACAGGAGAGAAACCGUAUCACUGCUCAGACUGUGGGAAUAGUUUUAAUCUACAGAGUAGUCUCAAAACACACCAGCGCAUUCACACAGGAGAGAAACCGUAUCACUGCUCAGACUGUGGCAAGAGUUUUACUAAACAGAGUCAUCUCAAACAGCAUCAGCGCAUUCACACAGGAGAGAAACCGUAUUACUGCUCAGACUGUGGGAAUAGUUUUAAUCUACAGAGUAGUCUCAAAACACACCAGCGCCUUCACACAGGAGAGAAACCGUAUCACUGCUCAGACUGCGGGAAGAGUUUUAUUACACAGAGUCAACUCAAAAUUCACCAACGCAUUCACACAGGAGAGAAACCGUAUUACUGCUCAGACUGUGGGAAGAGUUUUAAUCAAGAGGGUAAUCUCAAACGACACCAGCGAAUUCACUCAGGAGAGAAACCGUAUCACUGCUCAGACUGUGGGAAGAGUUUUAAUCGACAGAGUAAUCUCAAAAAACACCAGCGCAUUCACACAGGAGAGAAACCGUAUCACUGCUCAGACUGUGGCAAGAGUUUUACUAAACAGAGUCAUCUCAAACAGCAUCAGCGCAUUCACACAGGAGAGAAACCGUAUCACUGCUCAGACUGUGGGAAUAGUUUUAAUCUACAGAGUAGUCUCAAAACACACCAGCGCAUUCACACAGGAGAGAAACCGUAUCACUGCUCAGACUGCGGGAAGAGUUUUACUACACAGAGUCAACUCAAAAUUCACCAACGCAUUCACACAGGAGAGAAACCGUAUUACUGCUCAGACUGUGGGAAGAGUUUUAAUCAAGAGGGUAAUCUCAAACGACACCAGCGAAUUCACUCAGGAGAGAAACCGUAUCACUGCUCAGACUGUGGGAAGAGUUUUAAUCGACAGAGUAAUCUCAAAAAACACCAGCGAAUUCACACAGGAGAGAAACAGUAUUACUGCUCAGACUGUGGGAAGAGUUUUAAUCAAGAGGGUAAUCUCAAACGACACCAGCGAAUUCACACAGGAGUGAAACCGUAUCACUGUUCAGACUGUGGGAAGAGUUUUAAUCAACUGAAUUAUCUUAAAAAUCACCAGCGCAUUCACACAGGAGAGAUAACUAUCUCAGAUGUUCCACUGCAAUAAAAAGUGCAAAUUCUAAAUCGUUGACAGCCAAAGCACCUUAUUCCACCCAGAAUCUUCACUCUGUCACUUCACUCUGUCACUCUGACACAUUCCACCAGAAACAAUCAAGAACUGAAUUUAACAAUGGCUUUUACAGGUUCAGCAAAAUGAAUCUUAUCUGGGGAUGUUGUUUAAUGUAUUCCAUGAUAUGUUUUUCCCAGACGUGUAUGUAUAAAGACAUGUAAAAAAAACUAGAAACUCAGACUUAAGUAAAAGUACAAGUAUAUUUAUUUGAUUAGAAUCUGAAGUGUUAUUUAAGCUUCAUACUUGUUGUACUUGUGUUGCAAGUAGUUUUUCUACAUAUUUGAAUCUAGUACUGAAAGCAAAUUACAACUAAUGUGUUAUGUAGAUAUUAUGGAAAGAACUCAAAAGUUUGAAUAUCAUCUUGUUUAUAUUAUUUCUAAUGUUUAUAGAGUACAUUUACAUGAAGUCUUAAAUUAACUUUUUGUGUUGAACACACACAGCAAACUCAGCCACACUGCCCUCCCUUAAAAAACAUGGACUGUAAAUGAAUUUGAGAAGUGUCUCCAGGGGGAGGUUGAACGUCAUAUCAGUAGUGAAGUAAAAAAUUAUAAAAUAAAAUACAGCAUUUUGGUAGUUAAGUACAGUGGUGAAGUAGUUCUGCUUGUUACUAUAUAUCUCUGCUAACACCAGCAUGAUCUGUUGGGGCUUUUCCAUGAAUAAAUAAAAGUUAUAAUGCUAGUUUACAGUAAAAUACUUUCUAGGACACUUCACUAAUUUACAGGUUCUGCAUUAGCCUUUAGAACUAAUAAUAUUUAACAUUUAAAGAGUGUGGAUUUCAUAGUUUCAGGACAUUUGUAGUUUAAAAAUUGAGUAUGCUUUGCCAUAAGGAGGAAAGAAUAAUUUGGUAAAUAUAUAUUUCAUUCCCAGCCUUAACAGAUACUUAUUUGUUUAAAUGUAAACCUUUUCAUUUUAUUUUCUCCAAUUCUGUUCAUUUAUUUACCUUGCAAAUGUGUAUUGUGUCACCCUGUUUAAUGUUGUUCAAAAGGAGUCUUUGUUUUUGUUUUUGCUGGUUAAAAUA
Molecule: messenger RNA, 3388 nt
Organism: Astyanax mexicanus (Mexican tetra)
Lineage: Eukaryota; Metazoa; Chordata; Actinopteri; Characiformes; Acestrorhamphidae
Product: zinc finger protein 665-like
Exons: 2
Coding region: 1066-2307 (413 amino acids)
Biological process (GO): negative regulation of transcription by RNA polymerase II
Molecular function (GO): DNA-binding transcription repressor activity, RNA polymerase II-specific
Source: RefSeq, a predicted model, not a curated record